ACCUCGUAAUCAUGUCUAACAUUCCUGGUGGUUUUGGUGAGACGAAGGACGCAGAUGAGGAAAUUCAGAAGCUUUGUGAUCAGGUGAAGGCUCAAGUGGAGGAGAAGACGAGGGGGGACUAUGAGGUUUUCACAGCAGUUCAGUACAGGGAACAGGUUGUGGCUGGAAUGAACUACAUUAUUAAGGUUGAUGUGGGAGGUUCCUCUUACCUCCAUAUCAAAGUCUUCAAAAACCUCUCAGGAGAGAUCAUGCUGAGCAGUCUGGAGGAGGACCACAGCAAAGACGAUCCAAUCGAACCUUUCUGA
Messenger RNA from Cheilinus undulatus (humphead wrasse), 305 nucleotides. RefSeq names its product cystatin-A-like. The record is from RefSeq and is a predicted model, not a curated record. The coding region runs from base 12 to 305 and encodes 97 amino acids. The transcript is spliced from 3 exons. Gene Ontology annotation, molecular function: cysteine-type endopeptidase inhibitor activity. NCBI's taxonomy places the organism in Eukaryota, Metazoa, Chordata, Actinopteri, Labriformes, Labridae. Gene Ontology annotation, cellular component: cytosol.